AUGCCAGACCCUCCACCCCCUCUAACGCACUCUAGCCCUGGGCACCCUGAUUGUGCAGCUUCAUCUCAGACACCAGCCCUCUGCAUUUCCAAGCCUCGUAGCCACUGUCAGGAGGAAUUACAGAAUGUGAAGCCCUGCACAUCUGCUUUUAAGACAGUCACAUCAGAGCAAGCCAAGAAGACAGAACAUGUAACGCCUUUCAAAGAAGAAACAAAAACAGCAUUACAGCCACUGCAAGGUGACGCUGAGGGCGCACAGCCAGUGAGCCCAGAAGCCUCGGAGCCCCUGGGCCUGGAAGCAGAGGGCAUCGUUGCUGCAGAAUCCGAGGACGCAGUCCGAGUCCCCGAAGAGGCCGUUGCUCCACCGGGUGGAGAGGAGGCCGAGGCAGUGCAGCCUGAGGCUGUGGGGGCAGAGCCGGAGGAGCCCGGAGACAGAGCCCCGGAGGCCAGCGCUGCAGCGAGCCCUGGGGUCCCCGAGGCCACUCUCGACCCACAGGGCUCCCCAGAGAGCCAGGGCUCCACUGAGCUGGAGGAGUGUGCAGGGGACCCGGAGCCCCGGGCCGGGCCCGAUUCCCAGCAGGAAGCCGACGUCAGUCCUGGUUCAGAGGCCGCAAUGCCGGUUCAGUGAAUAUACCAGGGGC
Molecule: messenger RNA, 640 nt
Organism: Octodon degus (degu)
Lineage: Eukaryota; Metazoa; Chordata; Mammalia; Rodentia; Octodontidae
Gene: Mgarp
Product: mitochondria localized glutamic acid rich protein
Exons: 3
Coding region: 1-627 (208 amino acids)
Source: RefSeq, a predicted model, not a curated record